AUGACUACAAAAGAAAAUAGUUUUAACGCACUGCACAAUCAAAGUUUCUGUGCAUUAAUUUUAGCUUUCACUCAACAUCAAUCAUUUGAUGAUUGGAAAAUCCUCAUACGAGUGGAGUGGAAUGAGUUUGGCAAAAUCAAAAAGUUUACCAAUCAAUAUUUCUGUUCCCAACUUGCAUGCAUGUUCGUAAUGCGAGUGGAUAAAGUUUGUCUUUUAGAAUUACAAACUUUUCCCAUCUAUUCACUUCGUAACUGUUUAGAACGAAGCAAGAAUGGGACAAACAGUUGCUCGACAUCUUCGGAAGGGCAAAUUGUGAAAAGAUCGAAGCGUCAUCAUAAAACUUCAGCAAUAAUAGUUGAGAAAACAAUAUUGAAUCCACUGGAUCGGAAGCAAAGUCGUUUUGUUGAUGAGAUCAAAUUUAAAAACGCUGUGGAAUUAGCACUUUGA
This is a messenger RNA of Clunio marinus, 447 nucleotides long. The record is from the annotation of a GenBank genome assembly. Lineage: Eukaryota; Metazoa; Arthropoda; Insecta; Diptera; Chironomidae.